This is a messenger RNA of Sorex fumeus (smoky shrew), 1467 nucleotides long. RefSeq names its product fatty acid desaturase 2-like protein FADS2B. Gene Ontology annotation, molecular function: oxidoreductase activity, acting on paired donors, with oxidation of a pair of donors resulting in the reduction of molecular oxygen to two molecules of water. The coding region runs from base 1 to 1467 and encodes 488 amino acids. NCBI's taxonomy places the organism in Eukaryota, Metazoa, Chordata, Mammalia, Eulipotyphla, Soricidae. Gene Ontology annotation, biological process: lipid metabolic process. The transcript is spliced from 12 exons. The record is from RefSeq and is a predicted model, not a curated record. Gene Ontology annotation, cellular component: membrane.
AUGAAGCCUGAAGACACGCAUGUGGGCAAUGGAAUCUUGGCAACGAAGAGUGAUUUGCCCCAAGGUCAGAAGUCCAACCUGGGUGAGAAGCGUCAGGCCAAUGGGAAUCCCUUAGCAAAUGGGAAAGCCCGGACCUGUGUGAAGCAGGAGACGAAUAGAUUGUGUGACGUGCCCAGAAAAAGUCUCAACACGUACAGCUGGCAGGAGAUCCAGAAGCACAAUCAGGAGGCAGACCAGUGGCUGGUGAUCAAUCGCAAGGUCUACGAUGUCACUCUUUGGGCUGACAAGCAUCCUGGUGGCCACCGGGUCCUCAAACACUACGCUGGGGAAGAUGCCACGGAUGUCUUCAGAGCCAUGCACCUGGAGAGUGAUAAGGUACAAUUGUACCUUAAGCCCCUGCUCAUUGGAGAGCUUGCCCCAGGGGAGCCCAGCCAAGAGAGAAACAAAAAUGCCCAGUUGAUGGAAGAUUUUCAAGAAUUACGGAAGUCAUUAGAGGCUAUGAAGAUGUUUGAUGCCAACUUAGGGUUCUUCUUCCUCCAUUUUGCCCAGAUAUUGAUUUUGGAAGCCUUGGCUUGGUUAAUGCUGUGGUAUUUUGGCACUGGAUGGGCUGUUACAAUAUUUAUUUCUUUUCUCCUCACAAUUUCUCAGGCUCAAAGUUCAUUUUUGCAGCAUGAUGUAGGACACCUUUCCAUAUUUAAGAAGACCAAGUGGAACCACCUGAUGCACAAAUUUGUGAUGUGUCAUCUCAAGGGUCUAUCCACAAACUGGUGGAAUUUCCGACAUUUUCAACAUCAUGUAAAGCCAAAUGUCUACCCCAAAGACCCAGAUAUUGAUGUGGGUCCACUUUUUCUACUUGGAGAAUUGCAACCUGUGAAGUACGGCAAGAAGAAAAUUAAAUACAUCAACUAUGAAAAGCAGCACCUGUACUUCUACCUGGUUGGACUCCCUCUCCUUAUGCCUGUAUAUUUCAACCUUCAGUCCAUGCAAGUGAUGUACCUCCGAAGAUAUUGGGUGGACAUUGCUUGGGUUAGCAGUUUUUAUAUUCGUUAUCUCAUCACAUUUGGCCCUUUUUAUGGAAUCUUUGGAACCAUUUUGCUCAUAUACUUUGUCAAGUUUCUUGAAAGUCCCUGGAUUGCCUAUGUGACCCAGAUGAGCCAUAUACCAAUGAAAAUGAGCUAUGAGGAGAACCGAGACUGGCUUAGCACACAGGUCUUGGCCACCUGUAAUGUUGAUCAGUCCUUUUUCAAUGACUGGUUCUCUGGGCACCUGAAUUUCCAAAUCGAGCACCAUCUGUUCCCGACAAUGCCACGCCAUAAUUAUCACAAGGUGGCACCUCUGGUGAGAUCGCUGUGUGCUAAGCAUGGAUUGCAGUAUGUGAAAAAGCCCAUGUUGAAGGCAUUUGGAGAUAUUACCAGGGCCUUGAAAAAAUCUGCAACCCUCUGGAUGGAUGCUUACUACGAAACAUGA